Molecule: messenger RNA, 1794 nt
Organism: Mercurialis annua (annual mercury)
Lineage: Eukaryota; Viridiplantae; Streptophyta; Magnoliopsida; Malpighiales; Euphorbiaceae
Product: BAG family molecular chaperone regulator 3
Exons: 4
Coding region: 417-1448 (343 amino acids)
Biological process (GO): protein stabilization
Cellular component (GO): cytoplasm
Molecular function (GO): protein-folding chaperone binding; adenyl-nucleotide exchange factor activity
Source: RefSeq, a predicted model, not a curated record
GUUUUAUUUUAAUUGUUCUCUCUUCUUCCCCGAAAUCUCCAGAACACACACAGAAUUAUUCCAUUUUGAGUUCCUAAUUUCUUUAGAUUUUGACUCUCUGCAUUGAUUUUUUGGAAAAACCGGUGAGUUUUAGGGAAUUUUUGUAAAUCUUAGGGUGUGAUUGUUGAAAGAAAAAGAGAAUUGGGAAAAGAUCUGGGGAUUUAGUUUGUUCAUUUGGAGUGGGAGAUUGUUGAUUUCUUGAAGAUUGAUUAGAAAUGGGAAGAAGUUACGCGUGGCUUGGUUGAGGUUGAGGGGUGUAAUGCUGGUUUCUAAAAAAAACAGUCUUAAAUGGGAACACAGAUCCUCAACACUCACGCUUCCUAGAGAUCUGUAGCUUUUUGUCUUAGAAAUAGUGCCAUCAACCGACACAAUACAAGAUGAUGAGAAUGAAGACUAAACCCACCGGCCUCUCGCAUAUGAAUGGCGGCGGAGGAGUUCGUGGCGGUGAAUCUGGGUCAGAGUGGGAGCUUAGACCAGGAGGAAUGUUAGUACAGAAGCGAAACCCAGGGUCGGAUCGGAGCUCCAUUCCUCCACCGACAAUAAGACUUAGGGUUAAAUACGGGUCAACCUAUCACGAACUCAGCAUUAGCUCUCAAGCUACAUUUGGGGAGUUGAAGAAGCUGCUGGCAGGGCCGACGGGGCUGCAUCACGAAGACCAAAAGCUGAUGUUCAAAGAUAAAGAGAGGGAUUCAAAAGCAUUUCUUGAUAUUUGCGGAGUCAAAGAUAAGUCCAAAAUUGUGGUGGUGGAAGACCCAAUUAGCCAGGAAAAACGUUUUCUUGAAAUGAGGAGGAAUGCCAAGAUGGAGAAGGCUUCUAAGUCCAUCUCAGAAAUCAGUCUUGAAGUUGACAGGCUCGCCGGCCAGGUUUCGGCUCUUGAGUCUAUAAUUAGUAAAGGUGGAAACAUUCCGGAGAAAACUCUUCUUAAUUUGAUCGAGUUAUUGAUGAACCAAUUGCUCAAAUUGGACGGAAUUAUGGGUGAUGGAGAUGUUAAACUACAAAGGAAAAUGCAGGUGAGAAGAGUUCAAAAGUACGUAGAGACUUUAGAUAUGUUAAAAUCAAAGAACUCGACGCCUAAUGGCAGCAAUGGAAAUCACAAACCAACGCAUUCAAAUGGACAAAGACUAGCCCCAAUUCAGGAACACCAGCCAAGGCCUUCCAAUGGCCAUAAUCUAAUACCGAUAGACGAGGAAGAGCCGCCCAGGCGCUCUGAUAUUGGUCAUUCCUCCAUUCAGCAGCAACAGUCGUCGAGACGUUCCACAUCAGAAGAGGUUGUCUUUACCACGCAAUGGGAAACAUUUGAUUCUACGCCGCCAUUACUGUCGUCAUCAUCUGCAUCCAAUUCAGCCCCAAAUAAUAGUAAUAAUAAUUCAGUUCAUCAACCAAAAUUUCCUUGGGAUUUCUUUGGCUGAGAUUUACGACAAGUAGUAGCUGUUCUGUUUUAAAUGUGUGUUGAUGUGCUUUUGAUUUGUCUGCAGUUGGUUUGUUAUAAAUAGGGUCUCCAUUCUUUGAUGUAUUUAAAUUUGUUUGGACCCCUGCCUUUAAUCUCCCAUUGAGUUCAACAAAUAAAUGGGGUAGGCUGCUGCUUCUAUAGUCCAUUAUUGUAAUCAUAGUUGUUGAAUUGUUCUCCUCCUCCUAAAAAAAUAUUCAUUUGCCAUUUGUAUGUUCUGGUUUUUGAUAAUGAUAGAGACAUGCAAAUAUGAAAAUUGUAGAUUCCACUUCAAAUUAAUGGAGAAGAUUUAUAAUUUGGGCAUUCAA